This is a messenger RNA of Zingiber officinale, 1170 nucleotides long. RefSeq lists its product as uncharacterized. The coding region runs from base 1 to 1047 and encodes 348 amino acids. The record is from RefSeq and is a predicted model, not a curated record. NCBI's taxonomy places the organism in Eukaryota, Viridiplantae, Streptophyta, Magnoliopsida, Zingiberales, Zingiberaceae. The transcript has 9 exons.
AUGGAUAGUCAUAGUAGUAGGACGGUGGCUAGGGCAGCAGUAGUACCUAAAUCAUUGUCUAUUGUAAAGAUAACAUUUGGAUUUGGAGUGACUUCCACUCUUGGCUCUCCCUUCUCGUUCGCUUCCCGCCGCCCCCUCCUCUUCCUCCUCCAUAAUCCGAGGCCACCGAUCUCGAUGGAUCUCACCUCCUCGGCGACUCUCGGACUAGCAAUCAAUCCUGGAUUAAAAAAGACAUCUCUUGGCGUUAUUGGGAAGAAUGAUUUGUUAAUUGUGGGCCCUGGUGUUCUUGGUCGUAUUGUGGCUGAAAAGUGGCGACAAGAACACCCAGAUUGCCAGAUUUGGGGACAGACAAUGACAACUGAUCAUCAUGAUGAAUUGAUCAAAAGUGGUAUAAUUCCCUCAUUGAGAGGAUCGGAGCCUUACUGCAAGUUCCCUUAUGUUAUAUUCUGUGCUCCUCCAUACCCAACCACUGAUUACCCUGGUGAUGUCAGAUUAGCAUUGUCAAACUGGAGUGGUGAAGGUUCUUUCCUGUUUACAUCAAGCACAGCUGUAUAUGAUUGCAGUGAUAAUGGUUUCUGCAAUGAGGACUCUCCACUGGUGCCUGUUGGGAAAAGCCCACGUACUGAUGUCCUUCUAAGAGCAGAAAAAGAAACUCUGGAUGCUGGGGGCUGUGUGGUGAGGCUAGCAGGGCUAUAUAAAGAAGAUAAAGGUGCUCAUGUCUACUGGUCGGGGAAAGGAACUGUUGAUGCUCGCCCAGAUCACAUAUUAAACCUUAUUCAUUAUGAGGACGCAGCUUCCCUUUCAGUGGCUAUCAUGAAAAAAAAGCUUCGCAGCCAAGUUUUUCUUGGAUGCGACAACCAUCCUUUAUCCAGGCAGGAAAUCAUGGAUUACGUGAACCAGAGUGGAAGAUUUAGCAACAAAUUCCAGGGUUUUACUGCAAGUGAUGGCCCCCUUGGGAAGAGGAUGAACAACUCAAAAACACGCGCCGCUCUUGGAUGGGAACCCAAGUUCACAAGCUUUUCUGAGUUCUUAGGACUAAUAGAAUGAGUUAACCUAUUUUACACCUAAUUUUACCAUGUUCUCCAGUAAUAUUCAAAUCAAGGCGACUAUCACAGUUGAUAAAAUCAAGACUAUCACAGUAAUAAAAUCAAGGUGACUUACAGUAAUUAA